Messenger RNA from Umbelopsis ramanniana AG, 917 nucleotides. RefSeq lists its product as uncharacterized. Gene Ontology annotation, cellular component: cytoplasm. The transcript has 4 exons. Gene Ontology annotation, biological process: AMP salvage; adenine salvage. Lineage: Eukaryota; Fungi; Mucoromycota; Umbelopsidomycetes; Umbelopsidales; Umbelopsidaceae. The coding region runs from base 37 to 573 and encodes 178 amino acids. Gene Ontology annotation, molecular function: adenine phosphoribosyltransferase activity; adenine binding; AMP binding. The record is from RefSeq and is a predicted model, not a curated record.
GCAAAAGUUUUUUUUUUUCAUUCCAUUAACACCAACAUGUCCAACUUCGACAUCGAGCGCAUCAAGUCCAUGCUGGGUACCCAUGCUGACUUCCCCAAGGAGGGAAUCGUCUUCAAGGAUAUGUUCCCAGUUUUCCAAGACCCUACUGCCGUGGAAGCUCUUAUCACCAACAUUGUCUACCACUUGACCUCCACUCACAAGGAGAAAAUUGAUGUUGUUGUUGGUCUUGAUGCUCGUGGCUUCCUUUUCGGACCUCUGAUUGCCCUUCGUCUCGGUGCUGCCUUUGCUCCCGUUCGCAAGGCUGGAAAGCUUCCUGGCGACUGCGCUAGAGCCGUUUAUGCUAAGGAGUAUGGCGAGGAUGUCUUUGAGGUCCAAAAGAGCGCCAUCAAGCCCAAUGCCCGUGUUGUCAUUGUUGAUGAUUUGAUUGCCACUGGUGGCUCUGCUGGUGCCGCUGGUGAACUGAUCAAGAAGUGCGAUGCUAAGGUCGUUGAAUACGUCUUCGUCAUGGAAUUGGACUUUUUGAACGGUCGCAAGGCAUUGGAUGCCCCUGUAUACUCUCUCAUUCAUUUGUAGACCAACCAUGCUAUUUCUGUCGCAUUAAAUGUAUUCAUCAAAAGUUCAAGUUUGUAGCAUCACUUAAAGUAACGCAAGCAUAUGAUGGUGUAAUAUUGGUUUAAACUUGGGAAUAGGGAUGUGAAAGGCUUUAACAGAACAAGUGCAAGCAGCGAAGGUAUUACUGAAUAAGGUACUCAUGUAAACUAAAUUUGAAGGUCACUUGCCCCAUGAAAGUAUAAUGGGAGUAAUACAUAACAGCUUCUCGCCUCAGCCGGAGGCCCUUUGACGCCAAGUAACUUUGUUGUGGCCCUACUGAUAGGCUGUCUAUGAUAGCCACGCUGCGCUUUGGUAGAACAUGGGGC